Drosophila subobscura is the source of this 2770-nucleotide messenger RNA. RefSeq names its product elongation of very long chain fatty acids protein AAEL008004. The record is from RefSeq and is a predicted model, not a curated record. NCBI's taxonomy places the organism in Eukaryota, Metazoa, Arthropoda, Insecta, Diptera, Drosophilidae. Gene Ontology annotation, biological process: sphingolipid biosynthetic process; very long-chain fatty acid biosynthetic process; fatty acid elongation, polyunsaturated fatty acid. The coding region runs from base 430 to 1647 and encodes 405 amino acids. The transcript is spliced from 11 exons. Gene Ontology annotation, molecular function: fatty acid elongase activity. Gene Ontology annotation, cellular component: endoplasmic reticulum membrane.
AGUCAAGCGCGCUAAUCGUCGUCGGCUCCCCGUCUCGAUCGUGUGGGCCACUGCAAGCAGUUCAGUUGCGAAAAAAUCAGUUUUACAAAGUUCUUUGGCAACAAUUUGGGAAAUAGUUCGGGCCGCGUGCAAUUUUUGUGUUGUGGUUUUAGCAGUUUUCAGUUUUUGGUUUUCGGUUUUCGGUUUCCAGCGAUUUACCAAGAGCCGUUCGUCGCUCGUUCCCGCUCCCCGUUGUGGUUGCCCAGCUUUGCUGUUGCCGCUGUACAUAGUUGUUGUUGCUCGAGCAACCUGCACCGCAUCCGCUCCGCACCGAAUGCUCUGACCAGACCAACUCGCAGAACAAGACAGACGCAGGAUACACUCAGCCACAGCCCCCACAACCCACAAGGAUUGCACUAGCGCAGGCAGCCACCACUACACAGUAACACAAUGGCCUUAAUUAUGAAAUACAUCGACACCGUAACCAGGUACCUGGACUCACAUGGUGACUCAAGGACAAAGGACUGGCCCAUGAUGUCAUCCCCGUUUCCCACACUGGCUGUGUGCCUCACAUACGUCUACCUGGUCAAGGUGCUGGGACCGCGGUUAAUGGAGAAUCGAAAGCCCCUGCAUCUCCAGAACACACUAGUCCUCUACAAUGCCAUACAGGUUGUGUUCAGCGCGUGGCUAUUCUACGAGUGCUUAAUGGGCGGCUGGUGGGGCGCGUACAGCUUCCGCUGCCAGCCGGUGGACUACACAGAUAGUGCCACAUCCCGGAGAAUAGGCAUUUCCGGUUGGCUAACUGGACAUUAUAGCUUCCGAUGUCAGCCAGUCGACUAUAGUAAUAAUCCUAGAACGUUAAGGAUGGUCCAUGCCUGCUGGUGGUACUACUUCUCAAAGUUCACAGAGUUCAUGGAUACGAUUUUCUUCGUGCUGCGCAAGAAGACCAGCCAGGUGACGACACUGCACGUGAUCCAUCACGGCUGCAUGCCCAUGUCGGUCUGGUUCGGCGUGAAAUUCACUCCAGGCGGCCACAGCACCUUCUUCGGACUGCUCAACACAUUCGUGCACAUCGUGAUGUACACCUACUACAUGUUCUCGGCCAUGGGUCCCCAGUACCAGAAGUACCUCUGGUGGAAGAAGUAUCUGACCACCUUGCAGAUGGUCCAGUUCAUUCUGAUCAUGGUGCACGCCUUCCAGCUCCUCUUCAUUGACUGCAACUACCCGAAGGCGUUCGUCUGGUGGAUCGGCAUGCACGCUGUCAUGUUCUUCUUCCUCUUCAACGAGUUCUACAAGGCAGCCUACAGGAACCGCCUAAUGAAAAAGAAUGCGUUGCUGGCCAACGGACACGCCAAGCCGAACGGCUACUGCAAGAGUAUCAAUGCCCAUGAUGACCUGGCCAUGCCCCAGCCGACGGCCGCGACAGUGACACCGGUGUCGAAGGCCAACGGCAGCGUGGCGCCCCUCACCAACGGCCAUGCGAAUGGGCUGAGCAACGGUUACGGCAAGCAGCUGGCCAACGGCAAUGCGCCGGCGAUGACGACGACGCAGAACGGCAGUGGCCACAAGGGAGGGGCAGGACCCAACGGCCUGCUGACAAACGGAUACGCCACCAAGCUGCUGGACGACGCUUCCCAGGACCUGAAGCAGCGGAAGACGCAGAAAUAAUAUCGGGGCAAAGCGGGGCGGCGCCAGCACAGAGCCUAGGACAGGGCACAGUCCUGGCAGCAGCGCUGGGAGCUACCCUCGGAACGGGGCAGGGGGGAGGGGGAGCUCCACAAGUCAUUACCACUUCAUACGUCACACGUCGCGUCACGUCACUUUCUCCCAUUCUCAUCCACACACAAAUACAAAUAAAACCACCCCACACACCUGGACACAUUCUGGAGCAAUGUCUCGAGCAAUGGAAAAACUCCCAAAAGUCUGCCUAUGGACAUGUUUGACUUAUACGUAUACGUAUACGCAUACGGACAGGUAUUCUCCAGUCAACACUCAACAUUCACCCCAACCCACCCCACGGACACACGGGCAUGCUGAGAGUAUGCGGCCAGGCAUACCUAUUUAUGCAUCCCAUAAUCAAAUGUAUAGGAAAAAUCAGACAGAUCCCGCACUUAUGCAUACAUACAAUACAUGCGAGUAUGUACAAUACAUACAAACAAUAUUUUGUUGCUUCUUUUCUUUUAAACACACACACACACACACACACAUACUUUAGUUGUACAAAGCUUUCUACAUAUUAGAAGUACAGAAGACCCAUGAGAAGAAUUGUAUAAAACUCGGAGGAAUCAACAACAAAAGGAAGGAACCAAACGGAAGCCCUGCGCGUAAACAAUUUAUAAACUAAAAGCAACAUUCAAGUUUAAUAAAUUGUAUUUGUGUGUGUGGAGGAACAUGGAAUUCAACUAUUUAAGGCUAGAAUUUAAAUUAUAUUAUAUAUACACACACACAAACACAAAACACACACACGCAUCCGCAAGGAAAAACAAAACAAAAACACACACACAUACACACUUAUAAAGAAAAAGAAUAAUAACUAAAAACGAGAAGAAGAGAGUGUUUGCUGGUGUCGCAGUCAACGACGAGUUUUGUAAAUGUAUAGAUCAGAAAACAAGUGUAAUUUAACUCUAGGCACAAUAAUUGUUACAAAUAAAAGUCAAGCAAAAUAGCCAACCACUAUUUAAGUCAAGCAGAACCAAAACCCAAACCCAAACCCGAACCCAAACCCGAACCAGAAACCACGCCCCACUAAAGCAUACCCGAGUAUUGAGGGAUUUAAUUGGGCCAAAGUAAA